Molecule: messenger RNA, 2623 nt
Organism: Gadus morhua (Atlantic cod)
Lineage: Eukaryota; Metazoa; Chordata; Actinopteri; Gadiformes; Gadidae
Gene: pus7
Product: pseudouridine synthase 7
Exons: 17
Coding region: 243-2150 (635 amino acids)
Biological process (GO): pseudouridine synthesis
Cellular component (GO): nucleus
Molecular function (GO): pseudouridine synthase activity; RNA binding
Source: RefSeq, a predicted model, not a curated record
UAGAGGGCGGGAUUUAGGGCGGGGUCUGAUCUGUUUCCGGAAUUAAUCGUACACGUGCAAGGGAAAUCUGGCUCCGUUCACUGUGCGCACUGCUCUUAAAUCCGCCACAAUUCUUACCUCUGAUCAAUCGCUGGAUUUGCAACGGCCGUUCUGUGUGGGGAAGAACUCUUUUCCUCCUUCUGAAUCCGAGCCUGUGUUUUUAAUUUCUAUAACGGUUGACUGGUUUGUUACCUUGGGUGACCAUGGAAGAAACGGAACCCGCACUGGUCCCUGUCCAAGGAGGUGAAAAGCGCGUCUGUCCCGAGGAGGAGAAGGGGGAGGCUGUGCCUUCGAAGAAACCCAGGGUUAAUGAUAAUAAUGGAGGCAAAUCCAAACAUCCAGUCAAAGAUGAUGAGGAUGAGGAGGAGGAAAUGCCCAAAGAUGAGGAGGAGGAGGAGGAUGGAGAGACCUUUGCGGACAUGAUGAAACAUGGGCUGACAGAGUUGGAUGUUGGAAUUCUCAAGUUCAUCAGCGAGCAUAAGGGAUUCUCUGGUAUUCUGAAGGAGAGAUAUUCGGACUUUGUUGUUCAUGAGAUCAACAGAGAAGGCAAGACUGUGCAGUUGGAUGACCUAUCCAUUCCUCCAGAGGAAGAGGAGGCCCCAGAGCCUGAGCCCGCAGCAGAUGACCUUGACGUCCUGACCGAGGAGCAGAAGAAGGAGCUGGGGGAACUGCAGCUGUUUAAGAACAAGGAGGGCGACGUCUCCAUAGAGGUCGUGGACGACACCAAAGAGAAGCGGACCCAGAUCCACAAGGCCAUCAAGACCCAGUUCCCCGGUCUGGAGACAAAGACUGAGGAGCGGGACACUCACAAGUUCAUCGUGGCCUACCAUGCCGCGGGCAAGAAGGCCCUGGCAGCACCGCGGAAACACUCCUGGCCCAAAAACCGCGGUGCUUUCUGCCACUUCGUGCUCUACAAGGAGAACAAGGAUACUAUGGAUUCCAUCAACGUUCUCUCCAAGUUCCUCAGGCUCAGACCGAAUGUCUUCUCCUACAUGGGAACCAAGGACAAGCGGGCCAUCACCGUACAAGAGAUCGCCGUUCUCAGGAUCACUGCAGAGCGACUGUCUCACCUCAACAAGUGCCUGAAUAACUUCAAGCUGGGGAACUUCUGCUACAAGAACCAUCCCCUGAAGCUCGGGGAGCUCCAGGGCAAUCACUUCACCGUGGUCCUCAGGAACAUCUCAGGAAGCCAAGAGCAGGUGGAGCAGGCCCUGAAAUCCCUGAAGGAGACGGGCUUCAUCAACUACUACGGCAUGCAGCGCUUCGGCACAACCGCAGUGCCCACCUACCAGGUUGGAAAGGCCAUCCUGAGGAAUGACUGGAGCGAGGUGGUUGACCUGAUCCUGAAGCCGAGACCGGGAGCGGAGAAGGGCUAUCUGGUCCGCUGCCGGGAGGAGUGGGCCAAGUCCCAGGACCCGGAGGCCGCCCUGAAGAAGCUGCCGGUCAAGCGCUGCGUGGAGGGCCAGCUCCUGCGGGGCCUCUGCAUGUACGGCAAGAAGAACGUCAUCACCGCCUUCGGACUGAUCCCGCGUAACAACCGCCUGAUGUACAUCCACAGCUACCAAAGCGUGGUGUGGAACACCAUGGUGAGCCGCAGGAUCGAGGCCUUCGGCCUGAAUGCGGUGGAGGGCGACCUGGUGCUGAAAGGAGGCACAGCGCACAUGUUAUCUGCAGAGGAAGCAAAGGGCCUCUCUAUCCAUGAUAUUGUCAUGCCUCUGCCUGGCUAUGACGUCAUCUACCCCUCCCACCAUGUGGGGAAAGGCUACAGGGAGAUGCUGACGGCCGACGGCCUAGACAUCGACACCAUGAGGCACAAGGUGAAGGACUACUCGCUGGCCGGGGCCUACAGACGCGUGGUCAUCCGGCCCAGUGACGUCAGCUGGGAGGUGAUCCAGUACGAUGACCCCAGAGUCUCCCUGGUGCACACGGACGUGGAGAAGCUGGAGGACAAACCGGGCCCAGUGUUCAACACCGAGGGCAAGUACCGAGCCCUGCGCAUGGAGUUCUCCCUCCCCCCCUCCACCUACGCUACCAUGGCGAUCCGGGAGGUGCUCAAGAUGGACACCAGCAUCAAGAACCAGACCCAGCUCAACACCACGUGGUUCAACUGACCUCAGGACGAGAGGAACUGGACCGCUGUUACAAGCUGUCCUGCAUCCGGGCACUGUGGCGACUUACUGACGUGAGUGUGGCGUGUGUGUGUGUGCGUGUGCGUGUGCGUGUGCGUGUGCGUGUGUGUGUGUGUGUGUGUGGGUUCUAGGUGAACUUAAGUCCCCCCUUUUUUAAGUAAUGUUCUGUGAUUCUAUUCAACAAGACGACUAAGCAGCAAUUUAUUCAACUCCUUUUUUUAUUUUUCAUCCGGCAGUUUUAACUCUUUGCUUUCUAAUUGUGUUUUUUAUUUGGGCUACAUGCUCUUAGGCAUUACUUGAUUGACACUUGGUCCUUUUUGAAAAAGUUAAAUUCAUUCAAAUAUAAAUACGUCAUACUGCACCGAAUAUCAUGUGCGCUACUUGUAUAGAAAUCUUUUUAUGAUUGUAAAUUGAUUUGCCUGGAUUGGAGAGUUUAUUAAAUGUUGAAUGAGGUA